GAAUAUUUUCUAUCAAAUGAACUUACACAUACAUAUAUUUCUUGUGGCAAUGAAUCCCAUAUGCAAUGUCGAUAUCACCAAACCAGAGUGCCAAAAAUGGAUGGUUGAAGUUUACACCAGGUGUAAAGACCUUUUUAGGCGGGAAGUGCCAGUGAGGAUGUCCUAUUGGUGGUUCGAUAUAACGCCCGCCAUUUACAAGGAGAAACUAGAGUCCAUGACAAGAUCCGACUGCCAUAAACUGAGACGGCGACUGGCCCGACAAUUGGAGGACGAAGAGGGUAUUGGUAAAUUCUUGAUUGGAAUUCUUGCCCUUAUACUGGCUAGUCUCCUGAUCGUUGUCACACUGGUUCUCCUGUGCCGCAUGACAUUGAGACAGAUCCGGUUAAAAUACAGGAUCGAUACUCCGAUUUCAGAGGAUAUUCCCGAGGAACCUCCUCCUGAGAUACUUCCCAUGCCUAUGAAAAGGAGGAAAAACUUCAAGAGCUGGUUGCGAGGACACUGUCGGCCCCUUUUUGUGCACAGUGAAGCCGAGAUGAGAAACCAAAGGGAUAAGGCCCACAGAGUAAAGGCUGUCCACAAAGAACUGACCAAGGAAAAGCUUGUAUUGUGGAGUCAGGCCCGGGAAAGAGAUGCUCUCAAGAAAAAGGAAAAGUUGGCGAAAAAGAAGGUCCAUCGUCACAAUCCUAUAUCCACUACAAGCUAAGCUUUAUAUAUUUUUUAAAUAAAACACUUUCUUUAAAUUA
Drosophila bipectinata is the source of this 743-nucleotide messenger RNA. RefSeq lists its product as uncharacterized. NCBI's taxonomy places the organism in Eukaryota, Metazoa, Arthropoda, Insecta, Diptera, Drosophilidae. The record is from RefSeq and is a predicted model, not a curated record.